AGCCCCUCCAAUACACGCGGAGAUUACAUAAGGAGAGUGUUUUCAGCUGGUGAGGUGGGUGGUGAAAAAUGUCCCCCUUCUCCAACAAUUGAACCCCAUUCACAGCUACAACAACAACAACAACAACAACAACAACAACAACAACAACAACAACAAAGGUGCGUUGUCUUAGCUUAAGUGGCACAUCGUACACCAGAGAGGAAAAUGUCUGCCAUAUACGAGGAAUCAAAGAACGAAAGAGAGCCUGAGAAUAUCGAAGAAGAAGAAGAAGCUGUUGACGAGGAACAAUCUGAGGCAAUUCAAGAUGUAAUUGAAGAUGUAAUUGAAGAAAUCAUUCAGGAGGAUGCUGCUUAUGAUCAAUUUGUUGAGGAUAUUGCUGAAGAGAUUACGAGAGAAGUGGCGGAUGAAUUGGCCCGUGAGAUCGUACAAAUACAGGAUGAAUUGGAUGAAGUAGAAGAAAUAAUCUCCAGAGAGAUUGAGCAAAGCGAACCUGUUGAAUCCAGGGCACUAACGUCUAAUACACAGGGCCGUACGUUCGGUUCUAUACUGGCGUCUCUUUCUAUCAACCUUAUACUACCGUUCAUCAACGGUCUCAUGCUGGGAUUCGGCGAGAUCAUUGCACAUGAACUUGGGUUCCACUACAACUGGUUUGGUGCAAAUGUAAGUCCUUUAUAAAGUGACUCAAGAGCUCACAAGUUACUAAUAGAGAAUAGAUUUAUCGUCCAAGAAGAAACGACAACAAUGGCAAGCCAAAGUUGUUAUGAUC
Molecule: messenger RNA, 766 nt
Organism: Williopsis jadinii
Lineage: Eukaryota; Fungi; Ascomycota; Saccharomycetes; Phaffomycetales; Wickerhamomycetaceae
Gene: MIM1
Product: Mim1p
Exons: 1
Coding region: 205-675 (156 amino acids)
Biological process (GO): protein insertion into mitochondrial outer membrane; mitochondrial outer membrane translocase complex assembly
Cellular component (GO): mitochondrial outer membrane
Source: RefSeq, a predicted model, not a curated record